Molecule: messenger RNA, 3681 nt
Organism: Purpureocillium lilacinum
Lineage: Eukaryota; Fungi; Ascomycota; Sordariomycetes; Hypocreales; Ophiocordycipitaceae
Source: RefSeq, a predicted model, not a curated record
AUGGACGGCUACCCCGCGGGAAGCCUCGACCACAAUGUCCCGCUGCUCGUCGCAUCCGGCCUGAACGCGGCCCUGCCCGAGCUCCAGCUCGAGGGCGACCUCAAGGACCAAGGCAUCCUGCUAAAGUCGGAGCUGCCGCCGCUGGAGGGCAAAGAGGCCGAUGUGCUGGGGGAAUACUUUGAGGAGAUUGACGGCCAUGGCAAGUCGUGGACGAGUGUGGCUCGCGACGAGCCGUAUCGGUUCCGCAUCAAGACGUCGUUCUUCCUUCCUCCCCACCGCGCGAAGCUCCCCGAAUCCGACGAGCCGCUCGAUUCCGCGUCGGUUCUGCACUCGCCGUUCUCUCCCCUCUCGCCAGUGUCAGCGCUGUACCCGGACGGCUUGAUAGACGCGCAGUGGAUCCGGAAGCACCAGGAGCUCGUCCCUAGCAUCUAUGCCUGCUUCUACACCCUCGCCAACGACAACCGGCUGAAAGCAGACAUCAACGAACUCAAGAGGAUGCUCGCAAGCUCUGGGUACAAGACGAGGGUGGCCGUCAUCCUGCUCGGCGACGCAUCAUCCGGGUCCGCGCAGCUCUCCGAAGGAGUGCAAGACCGCUUGGAAGCGAUACGGAGGGGCACCGCGCUGGAUCCCAAGUCAAUAUUCUAUAUUCCGGUACAGAGCUCGCCGACAGAGCUGAAAAAGGUCAUGGACAAUAUUCUCUCAGUGCUGUAUGGUACGGCGGUCGAGUACUAUCGCGACCUCGGACGCCAUGCGAGGAAGAAGCGGUCGCGUGGCGUCGCACCACGGCCGACCGUGCCGCCGACUUCAGGCACGUCGCGAACGUUGUCGCUGCCGGAUUGGAACUUUCGUUACGACUUCAAGGCUGGCGUCUUUGCCGAGUUUCGACAGGAGCCGGAUGCCGCGAUCCGCUCCCUUGAACAAGCAUACGGGAUAUUAAUGGGUGCUGAUGUUCUGGAUAUUAUGCCAAGCUGGAGCCCUCGCUGGAACGAGGCCCGACUCUUGGCAGACCUCAUCUCCAUCCGCUGCCUGAGGAUCCAGCUAUGGAUGGGGCACACAAGUCUGGCGGUGAGCAGGUGGGAAGCUCACCGAGAUCGCAUCGGUGACUUUGUAGACCGACGAGGCCGCGGGACGAACAACUAUGGCUGGCAGGCGUGGGAGGCGCGGUGGGCAACGGUCAUGGCUCAGCUGAUAGAAAAGGUCGAGGUGGCCGGGCUGACACCAGCAACGAUGAGAAUCUACAUGCCGCCUGAGAAAGCGGUCCUCGCCGAGCGGCUCAGGCCGUGGGAGCUGCUUCAUCACACAGGAUACUGGUAUCGGAUUGCGGCGCGGCACCUUGCUGCGCGGAGGACCUUGGCGCAUAUGAUGCCGGAGGAGGAUCGCGCUGCGCCAGACUCGACGUCGUCUGCGCAAGGAGGCAGCAAGUCGUUUGCAUACGACACAUACAUGUGCCCAGCGCCGCACGAGGAGUACCCCUUAUCCGGCCAAGGCGUCGACCACACGCAGCUGGUCAUCGACUGCCUGAUCAUGGCUCGGACGCAGUUCCAGGCCCGCAAGCAGCUGCGUCUCGCUGCUGAGAUUUCGCUGGAGUGCGCGCGGGAGAUGGCGUCACAGGGCCAUUGGGAGGAGGUUGUGGCGAUGCUGCGGCCGUUGUGGGAUGACGGCUCGUUCCGGUCCGAGCAAUGGCUGGACGCGUCCGAGGACCUGUGUUGGCUACUGAGAAGGGCUGCUGCCGCCACGGGGCGGGGGGAUCUCGUCGUCUCCAUUGAUUGGGAGCUGAUGAAUGCGAAGUUCUCACGGCGAGCUCACUGGCACUACGAUCUACGAAGGUCCCUCGAUGGCCUCAAGGCCGAGACUAAGCCUGUCGUCGGCCUGACAGACGAGAGUGCUUCGACAUUAGUCUCUGCCAGCUUUGUGUUUCGCCACAAGGAAAGCAAAGCCGGCGAAACAUGUGCCGCGCAGCUUGUCUUGACUUCGCACGCGCUCAAGGGCUCGGCGCCUCUGACCUUGUCGUCUGUGCGAGUAGAAUUUGAUGGAAGCUUGAAACCCCUCAUCAUUGACCACGACGAGGGGGCCCUAGGCGCAGCGGAAAACGAGACGGUCACUGCCGUUGAAGUGGAGGAGAAGUUUGCGGCAGACUCGGACGAUGAACUGCCGACGGAGCUCAGGGGCCACGCCAACCUCACAUUGCGGCCGGGGCAGCAGCUGAUAUUUGAGAUGGCGGUGCCCCUACGAGAGGCCGGCGAUGCAGAGGCGUCGAGCGUCACCCUGGCGUAUCAGAGUGACGCUUUCGACCUUGAGUAUGCGCUCAAGUUUAGGGAAACAGACGCAGCUGUCGGGUGGUUCACAAGAGGAUCGCACAAACCCCGACAACCGCGGUCUGACGCGCGAAGUCUGCAUAUACAGCCUCGGCCGCCGAAGCUGCAGAUUGCAGUGCUGGAGCCUCAGGAGCAGUACUACACGAACGAGAUGGUUGACGUGCAAAUCGAACUACGGAACGACGAGGACGAGGAUGCAAGCGUCAAGCUGGACGUGCUCUUGUUCGGCGAGGCAUUACCGGCCUUUAAGCUCACCGCCGACGGAAACAAGCAUCAGGCAGACGGCGCAGAGGAGGAGUCGCGCAUCAGUGGUGUCGGGCUCGGCCACAUGGCCAAGGGGUCGUCCUUGGUGCUUUCCAUACGUAUCGACCCGGCCAGCGCGCCGACAAGCUACGACAUGCAUCUGCGAGCAACGUACCACCUCGACUCUGACAGCGCGACGCCCAUCAUACAGCUGCUCCCCAUCCAGCUCAACGUGGUGGCCCCGUUCGAGGCAAACUACGAUUUGGUCCCGCGGCUCCACCCCGACCCGUGGCCGAGCCUGUUCAACUACGAGGAGCUGGACGAGGCUGCGGAUGGAGAAGGCAAGACGCAGCCCAGAGGGUUUGCUCAGCAGUGGUGCUUGAUGUGCCACUACGCAUCGUUUGCGACGGAGGACCUCGAGGUCAGCGAUGUCGACGUGGAGAUCCUAUCAUGCGUGGGCGGGGCCCAGUGCAGCGUCGUCAAGCGGCCCGAGGUACCCGCGGAAGGGAUCGUGGCGGCACCGAAGACGAUGCACGAAGCGCAGUUUGACCUGGUGGCGCAGAAGCUCAGCCUCGACGACCGGCACCCGGUGACGCUCGACCUCGCGUUUGUGAUCCGGUGGAAACGCAGGAGGACGGCACAAGCGGCGGCGGCGGACGACGGCGCGGUCAACACGACGACGAUGCCGGUGGGCCAGUACCUGGUGCUCGGGACGGAGCCGCGGGUGCUCGCCUCGGCGCUGCACGCGCACGCGCCGGGCGAGACGUGGCCGAGCGUGAUGCACCUGGACAUGACCAUCGAGAACCCGUCGAACCACUUCCUGACGUUCGGCCUGACCAUGGAGCCGAGCGACGCCUUCGCCUUCUCCGGGGCCAAGCAGACGACGGUGCACCUGCUGCCCAUGUCGCGCCGCACGACGCGGUACCGCCUCCUGCCGCUCGUGGCGGGCGCGUACGUGCGCCCCGGGCUCGUCGUCCGCGACAAGUACUUCCAGAAGGUGCUGCGCAUCAUCCCGACCGAGGGCAUGAAGAUUGACAAGGACGGGCUGCUGGUGUGGGUGCCGGGGGAGGUUGCCUCGUCGGCGGACGGCGCGUCGGCGUCGGAGUCGGGGGACGAACGGUGA